Messenger RNA from Schistocerca gregaria, 3100 nucleotides. RefSeq lists its product as uncharacterized. NCBI's taxonomy places the organism in Eukaryota, Metazoa, Arthropoda, Insecta, Orthoptera, Acrididae. The transcript is spliced from 9 exons. The coding region runs from base 54 to 1586 and encodes 510 amino acids. The record is from RefSeq and is a predicted model, not a curated record.
UUUUCUUCUGCCUUGAGUGUUAAAUCUACUUUUUUCUGCAUAGGUGAAACCGUAUGGACCCAUUGAAUCUUAGUAGGGGUGCCCUGUACACCCGGAUGCAGCAGUACACUUUACAGACCCACAGCCUGCCGGACGAAGAGCCGACGCCGACCACGGGCAGCGAGAACCGACACCAGGUGAACGUCUCGAGUAGAAUAAACGGAAGUGCGAUGUACACGAGGACUCAGCGGUUCACUCUGCAGACACACAGCUUACCGGAUGCAGAACCGGUGCCGAGUACCAAUGGGGAGGGUCAACGGCAGGUAACUGUAGCAGGAGAACAAAACGUCGAUGCAGAAAAGAGAGGGAAGAGGCUGUCUGAGAAGACAACUGGUGAAACUCAAAGCAGUGAUUCUUCCACAGAUCCAAACUAUGGAAAGAGGCAAAAGAAGGCUGCCGACUCUCCUACUGCUGCAAAGCGUUUGACGAGGUCAGACGAAGAGAGUCCCGACGUGCUGUACCUCACAGCAGAUGCCACCGCCAGCUCUGAGGACACGAUCCCGUGGCCCGGGCGACGGGAACCGGAGCGAGCCGCUCCAGUAGCUGCCGACUCCACCGGCCAGAGCAGACCCGACGUGGAGUCGGCUAGAGUGGCCGCUCCCACGAGACACACGAGUGGCGCACUGCAGUACAGCGCCACCACUCACGCCAGGAGCUCCGCGCUCGGCCUGACACUGACCGACUGCCUCGACUCCUUCCGCGGUUUGGACCCCAACGCUGUGUACAAGGUCGAGUUCGUCGCACCGAUGCCGGCGCGGCUGACGUUUACCAGAGUGGAGGUGCCUGCACUGCCUCCGCCGCCCCUGCUCUUCCCGUACGGCAUCCCCGAGGAGCCCCUGCCGAGGUGCCGCCGCUCCCGUCAGCCCGAUGCCGCCGACCUGGCGCGCCCCGUGGCCUCGGCCAGAGAGACGCGGCCGGGCGACCGACGGCCCACAAGCGCCACCGGCGACCCGCCCCCGACCCCGACCCGGAGACCUCAGUGCGGGACAGACACGUGGCCCCACGGACCGAACCGGUGUGUACCUCUGCCUUCGGUGCUGCCACCCGCCGUGAAAUACGUCAGGGACGCGCAGACCAACACGGUCAGCUCAAAGGAAUGUCAGACAGAUUUUGAGGAAAGUGGUAAAUGCUGCCCAUUGAUUGAUGUGAAUCGCGUAUUACUACGUCACAAUACCCAACAGAAAAGAGGACAGACGACUGCAUUGGCAGUGGAUCACGUGCCAAAUAAAACGUGUGGACCUCCCAACUCUUCAACACCAAAUCCUGCCGGCAGCCCCAAGGUCUCGGCUCCUUUCAACGGCGCCCGUCUAUGCGGGCAGGUCCGUCCUCCCGGUCCCAGGUCUCCGAACGAGCUGCGCCCGCUGCCGGAUCUCCAGCAGACGCCAAGUAUACACCGUGCGGACAUCAGCAGAGAAGGAAAUUCCCCUGCAGCUAAUUCGAUGGCAGCUAAUUCGUUGCUGACUGCAUCGUAUAGCAUACUGAGCAGCCAGGAAACCACAUUUUCUUCAAAUUCGAGUACCCCGAGCCCGAGGGAACAGUCCUCGUGAACUCGAUUGCAGUGAUGCAGUAUGCUGAUGUAUUGGAAGUAAACUACUAACCUGAGACAACACAUAUUCAUUUUUUUAAGUUUAAUAUAAAAUAUAUGCCACAUCACACUAAGUUCUUCAUGUGGAAUUUUCUUUUUUAUGUGAUUUAAUGAUUUGUGCUCGGAGACAACUUUAACACUGUAGUAUGCCAGUGUGCAUCAAUGUAUAUGGGUGGGGGGGAAUGCUAACAUCAGCAUUAUCUCAGUAUUCAAACUGUGCAUCCAUACUGCUUCGCAGUUUGACCUUUCAUUGAGCUAUUAAAAUGUAAUGUUUCAUUUGAGAUGUUUUAGUGAUAUGUGUGUGUUGAAUCGCCUUUAAGAUUUUAGUGUAAAGACGUAUUUGAAACAAACUACUGAACUCAGUGUGCAGACAAGGCAUGUACGCAUUGUUCAAGUUUAGCAUAUUGUAUGUAUUACUUCAUUAAUUUAUUCACAUGCAGUUCCCCAUAUGACAUGUGGGCUGAGUCCGCAUUUAAGUUGUAGUAUGCAGGUGUGUGACCUUACUAACAUUCUUCAUGUGAAUUUUCCAGUGUAUAUUUUUUAGUGAAAUGUGACCUGAGGCAACUUAAAUAUUUUGAUUUUGACUGGUGUAUGUGUUUGAAACAAGCUGCUAUCCUGUGUUCAAACUAUACACCAACUGCUGUUGCAUGUAUUAUAUGUGCCACCUUACUAAGUUUUACGAUUAAGAUCUUUAUAGUAAUUUUGCACCACUCAUUGAUAGCAACAAACUGGAUGACGUCCAAGUGUUAAGAUUAUUGUGUAACGGAUUAUUUUUCCGAGGUUUAUUUGUAGCUUUUAAAGUAGGAACAUAGUAUUAUAAACAUGUAUCGUGUUAGUUUUUUUAUGACUUGAGUUAAUAGUAUUGUCAUCUUUAUUUGCAUGCAAAACCAUUUUUAAGUCCUUAGAUAACUCCAAAAAGCAGAUAAUACUUGCCAGACACUUCAUUCACAUAGCAUUUAUUUUUAGCUGUUUUAACUGGUUUUGUUUGCUUGUUUGUCAUGGGUGAUCUGCGAAUAGAUAGAUCGUGUUGGCUACAUAUUUCAUUGAUCGUUUAUACUUAUUGCUCGGACACUCAAAUUUCUCGAGUAGGAUUAUAUGUGCACCACCACUCGAGUGUAACUUUCAGCAUCGGACUGUAAAAAGAAACCAAUUGUAUGCAGAGGUCUCAGAUUAUAAUCAGGGUCUAAUCAGAAAAUAAUCAAGUACCUCUGUGAAUGGAAACAUUUGUGUCCCCUUUGUGGUGUGAAGCUAAUGUUCAGAAAUACUUAACAGUGAAUCAGUGCAAUGUAAUUCACAGAUCUGAGUAAAUUUGCAGUUCAUACUAUUUGCUUUUACACAUUUCGUUGGACAUCUCCACGGCUUCUUCUGCCCGCAAUGGAACAAUGAAUUAUUUUGGCCUCCAGUAACAUGGUGUGUCUUGUAAGUGUUACAUAACUGUAACUACUAGCUGUAGUAUAUGUGCCUUCUAAUGGAGAA